Messenger RNA from Aplysia californica (California sea hare), 504 nucleotides. RefSeq names its product copper transport protein CTR2. NCBI's taxonomy places the organism in Eukaryota, Metazoa, Mollusca, Gastropoda, Aplysiida, Aplysiidae. Gene Ontology annotation, molecular function: copper ion transmembrane transporter activity. Gene Ontology annotation, biological process: copper ion transmembrane transport. Gene Ontology annotation, cellular component: membrane. The record is from RefSeq and is a predicted model, not a curated record.
UAGAAUGAGCUUAACCAUUAUACCACAUACACGGUAGAUCUUGGUGAACCGCUGAAGGUGAAGAGUAACCUUGCUUCCAAAUUAACAGUAUAUCCGGCUCUCUGACGCCAGCUGCGCACAACAAAGUGACAGCAGAACAAGAGGACCGCUGCACUGAGGCGAAAGCAAUUUUUGAACGAAGGACUGUCUGUGUUUUAGGGACGGAAAAGAGUCUGCGUAAACCUUUCGAACGCAUCGGUUUAGAAAUACUGUAUAGUAGUCUUCUGUUUCUGUUUGACUAUAGCAGCUCUGGGAGAGAAUACUGUAUGAGAUGGCGGGCACUAGCUCCUCCCACCGCCAUGAGGCAGACCACAGCACAGGUUUCUACAACUGGUUUCAUGACGUCAUCGCAUCAUCUACAGGUGUCCCUGUGGCAGUACUUGUAACAGUUCUAGUGGCCUUCAGCUCGGAGGCUAUCAGCGCCUUCUACAACAGAGUACGGGACAGGCCUCUCUUUUGGCUUAG